Messenger RNA from Magnolia sinica, 1221 nucleotides. RefSeq names its product peroxisome biogenesis protein 7. The record is from RefSeq and is a predicted model, not a curated record. Bases 121 to 1071 code for a protein of 316 amino acids. Gene Ontology annotation, cellular component: peroxisomal matrix; cytosol. Gene Ontology annotation, biological process: protein import into peroxisome matrix. The transcript has a single exon. NCBI's taxonomy places the organism in Eukaryota, Viridiplantae, Streptophyta, Magnoliopsida, Magnoliales, Magnoliaceae. Gene Ontology annotation, molecular function: protein binding.
AAGAUGGGAAGCUGCUGCUGAUAAACACAGACACCGUCCCCUUCUCUCCAUCAAAAUCCUAAUUGCAGCGGCAGCACUGCUCCCAAAAGCCCAAGCAUCAGCAGCAGCAGAACUUCCAACAUGCCUUUCUUCAAGACACCUUUCAAUGGCUACUCCGUGAAAUUCAGCCCCUUCUACGAAAACCGCCUGGCGGUGGCGACAGCGCAGAACUUCGGCAUCCUCGGCAACGGCCGCCUCCACGUCCUCGACCUCACCCCGUCCUCGGCCAUCUCCAACCCUAUGUCCUUCGACACCGCCGACGGAGUCUACGAUGCCGCGUGGUCCGAAUCAAACGAAAAUCUCCUCAUCGCUGCCGUCGCCGACGGAUCCCUCAAGGUCUACGACGUCGCCCUCCCACCGACCGCCAACCCCAUCCGAUCCCUCCACGAGCACUCCCGCGAGAUCCAUUCCGUCGAUUACAAUCCCGUUCGCCGCGAUUCCUUCCUCUCCGCCUCCUGGGAUGACACCAUCAAGCUCUGGACCAUUGAUCGACCCGCCAGUCUCCGCACUUUCAAGGAGCACGCCUACUGCGUCUACGCCGCUGUCUGGAACCCUCGCCACGCCGAUGUCUUCGCCUCCGCUUCCGGCGACUGCACUCUCCGCAUCUGGGACGUCCGCGAGCCUGCCUCCACCAUGCUUAUCCCUGCCCACGACUUCGAGAUCCUCUCCUGCGACUGGAACAAGUACGAUGACUGCUGCAUCGCCACCGCGUCCGUUGACAAGUCCAUCCGCGUGUGGGACGUGCGGAGCUUCCGCGCCCCCGUCGCUGUGCUCAAUGGGCAUGGCUUUGCUGUCCGGCGGAUCAAGUUCUCGCCACACCAGGAGAGCCUGAUCGUGUCUUGCUCGUACGACAUGACGGUGUGCAUGUGGGAUUACCGAGUGGAGGAUGCUCUUCUUGGACGAUACGACCACCACACGGAGUUUGCGGUUGGAGUGGACAUGAGUGUGCUUGUUGAGGGGCUGUUGGCGAGCACAGGGUGGGACGAGCUCGUGUAUGUGUGGCAGCAUGGGACGGAUCCAAGAGCAAUGUGAUCACUGCAGUUACAGUGUUCUCUGUUUUCAGGUACAUUUCCAUCCAUGUUCUUUUCAUAUGUGAAUAAAUUACCGAAUAUGGAUGGAUGGAUGCCCACAUAUAAUAAAACGGGUUUCUUUGUCAUACAAUGAACAAAUGAAUGUUCAAUA